GAAUAAACAGGAAGUAUUGCACAACAAACUAUUUUACACGGACCUUUUAAGCAUAGGUCCGUGACUUUAAUAACAACGUUGUUUUUAUUACAACAUGCCUGCUAAUUUGAAUACUAAAAGUCUUAAGCAGUUUUGUUUACGUAAGAUUGCUUUGUGUUUCGAUUCGUUUUGGAUGAAAAGCUUCAACGAACAGUUUAAGGAUGUGCCAAGGAUUUUGUACGUCAUAGGACCGUUUGAUCAUAUGACCAAUGAGACUGUGCAGGACUUGAUUAACAGCCUGAUUGAUGUGAAUCGUCUGAAGGCUGUUCACUUUCAGCUGCUCCUGCAAGAGAGCGUGGUCAGACUGGACCUCAGUAAAGCCCCAAAACCAGCAGUGUCAGACUCAGUCUUAAAAGUUAUCGCACUCAGAUGUCCGAGGCUGAGGUACCUCGACCUCUCCCGCAGUGCUGUUUCACCCCGUUCACUGAGCGACCUUUUGAAGCAACUACCAGAAUUGCAACAUCUGGACCUGUCUUUCACCAAAUGCAAUGACCAAAUGCUUUCUCUCUUAGGACACUACUGCCCAAAACUACAUCGCUUGCAGCUUGCAAACACACCAGUUACAGAUUGUGGAAUGUUCAGCCUCUGUCGAGCUCCUUCAGCUGAGAUUGGCUGUAAGAAGCUGGUGCACAUUGACAUCUUGGACACGUCUGUGAAACAGAACGGAGUAGCCCAUUGCCUCUACAAUCUUCCAAAUUUACAUUACCUGAGACAUCAUAAUAUUAUUGGUGCCAUACAGGCCGAUAUGGACAUGAAAAUAGAGAGCGGGGAAGAUAUCACACCUUAUAAACUUAAGCAAAUAACCGCUACAGGUGAUGUUUCAAACAUUCGAAGGGAAGUGUGGAGUUCUUUCCCAAAUGUUGUGGAACUAAGUUUGAUUGCAGACUUCAAAGCUGUGGACAUGACAGCGAUUGGAUCGUUGAAACAUUUGAAAGUUUUGACACUGGAAUAUAAGAUCUUCGGCAGAGGCGCCCCCGACACAGGCUUAACCGUAGCAGAAACAGUUACGCAGCUAUUUGCAAAGAUCGGAAAACAGCUUGAGAAACUCAGUCUUCUUGCUUUUUUUCCAAGAGACUUUUUCCCUUUACGGCCAUACUGUACGAAAUUAAAAGAAUUAUAUAUAUGGUAUUUUGAAGAUGAUGAAAGGCUCGAGGGCCUUCAAGAAAACAGAUUAUGCUAUGGGAAUUUAAUCAAAUGUGAAGCAUAUUGUGGAGAAUUAAGGAAUUGCUGUUUGAAACAGACUGGAUUACUAGCUAUUCUGAAAGGCGCACCGAAUUUGGAGACGCUGUCUAUUGACAACCUGGAUGAAAUGGAAAACGAUGAAUUGCUCGAAAUAUACUCAGUAAAUCCCUUGAAGCGCAUUAAGAAUAUCAGAUUUAAAGGUUGUAAUGAUAUAGACACAGAUGUAUUAUAUCCAUUGUUAGAUGGUGAAAAUGACUUACAAAACCUUGAUCUAACGGGAUGCAAUGACAUUUCAAAAAGAAACAUUAAGGAUUUGCUAGACUAUGCGAAACAAAAUCACCUUAAUAUUAGCAUUACGUGGUCAUAGAACAAAACACUUCUAGAAUGCCAUUCAUUCAGUCCUUUUGGGUCAGGUCAUUUGACCGUGAUUUUUGGGGUCAUCUGACUAUUUGCGGUGUAUAUUAAAGGGACUGUACUCCGUAUGGUGAAAUAGCAACAAAAAAAUAAAAUCCUUGAAAACUGA
Mya arenaria is the source of this 1744-nucleotide messenger RNA. RefSeq lists its product as uncharacterized. The record is from RefSeq and is a predicted model, not a curated record. Bases 95 to 1588 code for a protein of 497 amino acids. Gene Ontology annotation, biological process: SCF-dependent proteasomal ubiquitin-dependent protein catabolic process. NCBI's taxonomy places the organism in Eukaryota, Metazoa, Mollusca, Bivalvia, Myida, Myidae. Gene Ontology annotation, cellular component: SCF ubiquitin ligase complex. The transcript is spliced from 4 exons.